AUGGUCAACCAAGAUAAUGAAGUGGUCAAGGUAGAUCUCAAUGAAACUGAUGAUACUUUGACUCAUAAAAUAUCAACAACAACUGAAAAGAAGAAGAAAAAGAAUAAGAACAAGAAUAGAAAGAAAAAGAAGAAAUCUCCUUUGGAUGAACCUAGUACAUUGAAUGAUGAACUCAACUAUACCUACAACUAUGGUAAUGUUAUCAAUGUAAAGGUUGAUACAUCCAAACCUUGGACUGAAGCAACAUUGGGAAAAUACCUCAAAGACUCUGGUUUUGUUAAAGGUUCAUACAACACUCCAAGUAACAAAGCUCAAAUGACUCCAUUCUAUGUAAAGUUUGCAAACAAGUUGUUGUCAAGAUCAUUGUCUCAAUUAAGUAAUUGUCUCAUAUCAUUCCCUCUACCUGAAGCUGGUAAUGGUAAAGAUGACUUGGAAAAGGCCUAUGACAGUAUUGGAUCACCAAUGUUUGAAGGAAUAAUGCUUCCCUUUUUACCUCCAUCAGACAUGAUGAUGGGAACUUUGCUUGUUGUCGCUGCCUAUGUAAUGGGUUUUCCUAGAUUUGGUAGAGGGUCGAUUCCAGAUGUAAUCAAAACUACUCUUGUACAGUUUUGCUCCGAGAUACCAAGAGAUCUACCAGACCUAUCUGCCAAGAUUAAAGAUACCUUUAAUAGAUUCUUUGGUCACGUAGAUAAUCAAUUAAAGGUUGUUUGGGACAAGAAUACAAUGACACAAUACCUACUCAACAAUGGUAUUAGAAAGUAUAGUACAACAAAGUAUCCACCAGCUCAAGAUAACUUUAACAUUAUCAUAGAGUUGUGUAGAAUGAUCAAGAAAACAAUCAUUAGAAGCAAUCCGGAUAAUUAUAUCCGUAGAUUUACACAAGAAACAUCUUUGGAGUUGGUCAAUGUAAUACCAAACGAAACUGUUGAAUCUGCACUAGAUAGACUUGGUCGUAUGUCUGUUCCAUCUUGGAACCCUGAAAAAGGUUGGCCUCUUGAUCAGACAUUGAGACAAUGUAUUCUUGGUGUCACACUUUUGGCAUUUGAAACCGGAGUUGUCAACUAUAUUCAUCCGGGAUUGAUUGAUGGUUGUAUUAAAAAAGAGAUUGUGGCUGUUUUAGAAUUUCCUUGUUUUGACGACGUGGAUGACCUUCCCACUGCAUCCAACCGAAUCAAUUCUAUUCUGGCUGAUGUUAUCAUUAAUCAUGUCUACUAUAUUGAAGAAUUUAAAAAGUUUGUAGAUCAAGAUACUUUUGAUUAUUGUCCAACUCGUUUAAAUAUUAAUUACAGUGAUGAUGAUUAA
Molecule: messenger RNA, 1302 nt
Organism: Cavenderia fasciculata
Lineage: Eukaryota; Evosea; Eumycetozoa; Acytosteliales; Cavenderiaceae
Exons: 2
Coding region: 1-1302 (433 amino acids)
Source: RefSeq, a predicted model, not a curated record